Molecule: messenger RNA, 3865 nt
Organism: Lutra lutra (Eurasian river otter)
Lineage: Eukaryota; Metazoa; Chordata; Mammalia; Carnivora; Mustelidae
Gene: AGBL2
Product: AGBL carboxypeptidase 2
Exons: 19
Coding region: 635-3274 (879 amino acids)
Biological process (GO): proteolysis
Molecular function (GO): metallocarboxypeptidase activity; zinc ion binding
Source: RefSeq, a predicted model, not a curated record
CCUCCGCUUCCGUCUCGAGGUUGCUAGGCUACCGGGACCCUAGCAGAAAGCUGUGGCGGGCUAGCGCCAGGAGCGUGUUCUCUGAGCGCUGCGAGGCUCGGCAGCCGUCCCUGCUGUGCGGUGGCCUCCCGCCUCGCUUAGGUUUCUCUGCUGCCGCAGGCGUCGCGCACACCCCUGUUGCCCCAGACGGGCCGGGGAGCGGAGGCGGUCGCACCCUUCCUUCUGCCCUCCCAGGAAAUCUCUACACCUCCUCUCCGACUCUUCAGGGAAACCCCCUCACCACCUUCCCCGGCACCAGGAAGCCCUGAAACCCUGAAUUCCAUUUUCAGGGCCCGCUCUCCGGGCCCGUGACCUUUCUUUUUUUAUCUACUCCGAGGUAACUCGGUCGGAUCCCUCCAUCCCCAUUUCUUUCACGUUCCUUUUCGCGUCCUGGUCGGGGUAUCUCCCUCCUCCGAGAGGGAAGCAUGGGAGCAGCAAGCGUCCGGGCGCCUCGGGAGGUGCAGACUGGAAGACAAGCCCCCCUCCCUCAUUCCUCAGCUUCUGUGUAAUCAGCUGCCCUUCUGGAAACUGGGCAGGGGUUGUGGCUGGAUGCCGGUGUCCCUGACUUGUCUUCAGCAUACCGUGCAGAAGUAACAUGUUCUCAACAUUGGAAACAGAGCUAAAGCAGGAGACUCUUCCUGAUCCCUAUGAAGACUUUAUGUACCAUCAUCUUCAAUACUAUGGCUAUUUUAAAGCUCAGAGAGGCAGUUUACCAAACUCAGCCACGCACCAGCAUGUUUGGAAGAAUAAUCCUCGCUACCUGGUGAGUGGCUCUUUUGGGGAAAGAGAGGAUGUGAUACCAGACCCGCUGCAAAAGGAGAAGCUACUAUGGCCCACCUGUCUACCUUCCACUGUGCACAGACAGAUAGAGGCUGUGAGCAGAGAUUCCCUCAUGCUUGGUUCACCACUUAAGAGCAGACAACUUCUUCAUGAUGAAUUUGGAGAAGUAAAGCCAUGUCUUCGAGAACCACGAGAUCUCUUUGCCUUCUUCUCCAGCAGCGGGCCACUGCAGGCUCCAAGGUGGCCAAUAGAAUGUGAGGUCAUCAAGGAAAGCCUUUGUCAUAUCGAGUGGGUUCCACCUCAACCAGAAUAUUUCUAUCAACCUACAGGAAAUGAAAAAUUACCAGAAAUUGUAGGAGAAGAAAAAGGCACAGUUGUCUAUCAAUUAGAUUCAGUGCCCACUGAAGGUUCCUAUUUCACCAGUGCCAGAGUGGGAGGCAAGCGAGGGAUUAUCAGGGAGCUUGCCAUCACACUGCAGGGACCCGAGGAUAAUACUCUCCUGUUUGAGUCAAGGUUUGAGAGCGGAAAUCUGCAAAAAGCCAUCAGAGUAGAUACCUAUGAGUAUGAACUCACCUUGCGAACUGACCUCUACACAAACAAACACACUCAGUGGUUUUAUUUUCGGGUUCAAAACACUAGAAAAGAUGUGACCUACCGCUUCACCAUUGUCAACUUGCUAAAACCCAAGAGCCUUUAUACUAUAGGGAUGAAGCCACUCAUGUACUCCCAACUGGAUGCCGACACCCACAACAUUGGCUGGAGGAGAGAAGGAAAGGAAAUCAGGUACUUCAAGAACAACACGGAGGAUGGGCAGCAGCCCUUUUACUGUCUUACGUGGACCAUCCAGUUUCCGCAUGACCAGGACACAUGCUUCUUUGCUCACUUCUACCCAUAUACGUACACUGACUUGCAGUGCUACCUGCUGUCUGUGGCUAAUAACCCGGUCCAGUCUCAGUUCUGCAAACUCCGAACGUUAUGCAGGAGCCUAGCAGGAAAUACCGUCUACCUGCUCACCAUCACCAACCCAUCCCGGACCCCGCAAGAGGCGGCUGCAAAGAAAGCUGUGGUCUUGAGCGCCCGAGUCCACCCUGGAGAAAGUAAUGGCUCGUGGAUCAUGAAGGGCUUUUUGGACUUCAUCCUUAGCAACUCCCCAGAUGCCCAGCUCCUCAGAGAUAUCUUUAUCUUCAAAGUGGUUCCUAUGCUAAAUCCAGAUGGAGUGAUUGUGGGGAAUUACCGGUGUUCUCUGGCAGGAAGGGACUUAAACAGGCAUUAUAAAACCAUUCUGAAGGAGUCCUUCCCUUGCAUCUGGUACACCAGGAACAUGAUCAAAAGACUUCUGGAAGAAAGGGAGGUUCUCUUGUAUUGUGAUUUCCAUGGUCACAGCCGCAAGAAUAAUAUCUUCUUGUACGGCUGUAAUAGCAACGAUCGCAAGUACUGGCUUCAUGAGCGCGUCUUUCCUUUAAUGCUAAGCAAAAAUGCACCAGAUAAGUUCUCUUUUCAGAGUUGUAACUUUAAGGUGCAGAAGUGCAAGGAAGGCACAGGCCGAGUCGUGAUGUGGCGCAUGGGCAUCCUCAACAGCUACACCAUGGAGUCCACUUUUGGGGGGUCCACCCUGGGCAAUAAAAGAGAUACUCACUUUACCACUGAGGAUCUAAAGUCUCUAGGUUACCAUGUUUGUGACACCCUUCUGGAUUUCUGUGAUCCUGACCGAACCAAGUUCAUGCAGUGUUUGGCAGAGCUUAAAGAGCUCUUACAACAGGAGAUCCAUAAGAAAUUCAAUGAACUUGGACAAGAUAUGGAUUUAGAAGGAAGUUGGAGUGACAUCUCUCUGUCUGACAUUGAAUCCAGCACCAGUGGUUCUGACAGUUCCCUCUCGGACGGUCUCCCUGUUCACCUACUGAACAUAGCACAUGAGGUGAAUCAAAAAAAGAAGAUGUAUAAGAAGAAAAAAAAGAAGCCACUUCAGACGAGGAAACAGCGAAAUGAACAGUAUCAGAAAAAUAAUUUGAUGAGGGAGUUAAAGUUAACAGAAGAUAUCCCGGAAAGGGCAGGGUUUGCUUCUACUCUGCAAAAGCAGCCUACCUUUUUCAGAAACUCAGAGAAUGCCAAUUCUUCCACGAUGCGAAAUGAAAAACCAAGGUUGAAUGAGCUACAUGGGAAAGACAAAGGCAGCUCCCUGGACCCAUUGAAAAUGACCUCCUUGAUUCUGACGAAGAAUAAAGAGAGAAUGCAGGAGAUGUUAACAAGAACCCAGAGUGCCGCCGUCCAUCAUGAGGUGUUCCUCACGCCCACAGUUACCAGAGAGCGUUCUGUACUGAGACAGAGAAGCCAGGAUUCACAGUGUCGUGCUCUCCAAAGAGAAGCACAAAUCCCAGCCAAGAGCCGGUUCCAGAUAUGCAGCCAAGCUGGUCCAGGAACACAUAUCCUGCCACAAAGAGGGGCUGCGCUGCCAUGACAGUGUACCCAUCCUUGCACAUAUACACAUACCCAUAGGCUGCCACAUUUUGGGUGAGACACGUUCUGUAAUGAGGGGAGUUGUACGACUGGGAGCUACGUUCACUUGCAGUAUACUGUGUGGCGUGUUCAUUGUGCACUGACCUUACACUGUGUGCUUGCGUUGCAUGCGUGCCCUCCUGAUACAUACCUCAUGCAUUAGAUUACUUUUCUCAUAAAGUAAAAUUUUAUUAUGAUGUUGAGAAAAGCUUCCUUUGUCAGAAAUUGAAGUGUGUGCUCAUGAACCUACAGCCCAGAUAUACCUCACUUUAACCAAUAGACAUUCUCUCUAAAAUUAUGCGCAAAUCAAUUUUAAGAGCUCAGAUUCUAUUUUAAACAUAUUCUGGGAGUGUGCUUUGUUAAAAAAAAAAAGUGUUGCAUCAAAGCUUUCUAGCACCGAAUGGUCAGUUAGUGAUUUAUCAGGUUUGCUCCUGCUGAGGUGUUACCACACAGAGAAAACAAUUCAUGUAUUAGCCUGAGUUUAGUAUGACUUAUAUUAUGUUCAACACAGUUACGUACAUUUCUUAGCCCACUGAUUAAAAUUCUUUCUCUC